UCCCACCUCACACUUGCCAGUACCAGAGCUCUCCGCCUGGCAACCAGCUAGAGCAUUGUGUCUUCUUGGCGAAUAGAGUGGGAGAAAGAAGGAUAGACAGGGCAGUGAAAAAGAGAGAGAGAGAGAGAGAGAGAGAGAGAGAGAGAGAGAGAGAGAUGAGAAUGACAUAUGGACAGGGGGCGGCAUGUGUGUCUUCGUUCAAAGGAGCAACUUCACGCCGAAAAACAAAUACGUACAUUUGGACGGUCUAAUUCUGACUUCAUCUCUUUGUGAAUAUUUGGGACUUUUAUAAAUAUAUCUAAUUAUUAGCUUUUAAAGUGAUUCGCAGAAUAUGAGAAGUGUUUUGAGCGGUGUCAGACAGUUUUGACCUUAGAGAUUGACAGACAGACAGACAGUGACGGGCUGCUGGAGGAGGAGGAGGAGGAGGGCGUUAAACACUGAGGAGAUACAACAUGUGCGUUUACAGAUCACUUGAACGGAUUUUGCAUGACAGACAGACAAGCCACACUGGAUAUCAUAAUGUAUCUACUCUUUGAUAUCAAUCCAAUCUUCAGGGGUCUGGGACGUUUUGAAUGCUUAAAAGGAUUUUGACUUACAUCCUCAAAAUACACACAGACAGACAGAUAGACGGACAGACUCAUAAAGAGCAGCCACUAGAGACUUUUUCAAAACCUAGAAUCUGCUGCUCAGGAUGUACUGUGGGAGAAAUCCACUCCAUAUCAGACCGCAACAACCACCCUGGCUCCACGCUGCACCCAGAGACGAUACCACAGAAGGGCUACUCCAUUAAAGACUGCAAGGACUGAAACAUUUGUUUCAUUGGCACCCUCUGUAAUGUUGAAGUGAGGGAAUGAAUACAGGCAUGUUUACUCACACUCACAGCCAGCAGAGGCGGGAAUGAUGGGUAAUAAGGCUGGAUCAGAGGACAGCUAUAGCUCAAUCCGAGGCAAAUAUAAUCUGAACUGACAGAUAGAAGACUCACAUACUGACCCUGGCAAAGAUAAGAACAUCUGAUGGGUUGCAGGUUGGCCAGAGGAAAAUACACAUUUCUAGCGAGUAGAGCAGCAAAAUAUUGCAUACUUAGCAAGAAAGCAGAACAAAUGAAGAGGAAGUAAAAUACACAUACACUUGGUUAGAAGAGGUUUAAAGGGCUCUGCAGGACAAGCUACAGGUGGUACAAAUGAAUAUGUUACUUAUUCUCACACAUAUAUAUAUAUAUAUAUAUAUAUAUAGACACACUGACACACACUGAGCAGCCGGGAGGAACAAAAUUUUGGAAAUACUGAGGAUUCCCCAAGAGUCUUUCCUACCAUGAUGGAGAAGCUAAAUCCCACCAGCCCACCUACCUCACCCCCCAACCUACCUCGCCCCUCCUCCUCCUCCUCCUCUUCCUCCUCUUCCUCCCCAUCCUGUGCCUCCGUAGAGCAGCACAGUCCCCUCCAAAACAGGCCUUUAGCAUCCUCGUAUGCUAUCAGCAGCCCGUGUCCUGCUAACAAGACAGUGCACAAGGGACACACGAAUGUCCCCUCUGCUGGCUCGAUUCAGUCCCCCAUUGCCACGGCGACGGCGUUAACCAGUCACAACGUAGGGACAGCUACUGCACCUGAGCCCAUCGUCAUGGAGACCGAGGAGGAGGAGGAGGAAGAGGAGGAGGAGAAGCGAGGAGGACCAAAGUGCACCACAGCCCCUUCUGCUUCUGCCAAGGGGUCCCCAACCCUUUCCUCUCCACCUCCGCUCCUCCCGGCGCCAGCCAAGUCCUCCUCGUGCACUUUACCACGUCCAACCUCCACCAGAUCCUUCCCUUUGUCUUCAUCAUCCUCUCCUCUUCCUCCACACAUUCCAGUCAUCAGCCUCGGUCACAGCAAACCCCCUCUCCCGCUCCCUAAUACCCCUUUGACUGCCCUCCACCCAAUUCCCAGUCUCCUACAUGGGCCCCAUGGGGACCUUCGCCGCAGUCAGUUGGCCUGUUUGCCUGUGGCCAGCCCUGGAGCUUCUGGGGGCCAUUCAGCUCCCUCCCCAGGACCCUUGUUGCCUCAGCAGUACCUGUCUGCACACCCCUUCUUCACCAGUUCUUACCUGGGUCCCUCAGGAGGAAACUAUGGUGUCAUCAACAACAGCCGGAUCAAGAGAAGACCCUCAUCGCACUUUGAGGUGGAGAUCAAUGAUUGCCCUACACACUCAGACAGUGAUUAUGUGUGUCUAACAGGCCCUCCUCAGAAACUCGCUCGACGUGUCUUCACCAACAGCCGCGAGCGCUGGCGACAGCAGAACGUAAACGGGGCUUUCUCUGAGCUAAGAAAACUCAUUCCCACACACCCACCCGACAAGAAGCUCAGCAAGAAUGAAAUCCUCCGUUUGGCUGUAAAGUACAUCAACUUCUUGGUCACUCUGCUCAAUGACCAAGCACAAGACAAGAACAGGGACUCAGCUGAGGACGAGAGCAGCACCACUGGGUUGGACAGUAAUAAACGGAACCGUAUUUUUAAGUGCAACACUCCUCCUCCGUCCCACGCCGACCUGCCAUCCUCAGCACGUCCCACCACAGUCCACAGAGACUCAACUGACUCAGUCAUUGCUCUGGCUAACUCCCCAGCAACAUCAAGUUGCUAUGGUGACACAGACAGUGAGGAAAGCUUUGGGGCUAAGACCUCUAUGGUGACACAGGGCAUUCUGGGAAAGGUCAAAGGUCAGAUACGGAUGGUGGCAGCCACAAAUGAUGAGCGGUGACACCAAAAGACAGCAAACAGAGAGGUGUAAAUGUCACACUGACAGACAGGACACACAAUCACUGCCAAAUUCCAAAAGGGGUUUGUGGAGCCAGUAUUUCUCAUUUCAACUCCCAAGUAGUGAAAUGGAAUUUUGGAGAAUUUUUGUAGUUUUGACUAUCUCUGUCUUUUGCAGUGGUGUGUAAACAUUGAGGGUAAGGCUCUGUGUUUUAGGAAAAGACUAAAUUGUGCUGUGGGGAAAGUAGUAAGGCAUGCAGACACCACAGAACAUGCAAACAGACUUGAACAUGUUUUAUAUCCAAGUAAGGUCCCAAUGUUCCAACGUCAAACAAUGUGGAUCCACAACAUGGACAAAUUGACCCUUCGCUAAGCCCCGCCCUUCUUAGUUACUGUUGCUACGCCUGACAAGCUUUCGUGCCUGGCACAUCUAUUACAGUAUGUAAUAACCGGUGUCAGACAUUCCCAAGGAGAUAAUUAGUAAUUUUUGGCAAACAGGUGAAAUAUUUGAGAGAGCAAGACAAAAGGGACUGCAGUAUGCAUUCAAGGGAUAUAUCCACGACAUAAUAUGCAACCGAUGAGAGAAUAAUUUCAUCAAAAUUGAAGCUAAAGCCUAUAGGUCAUGCCAUAAUGUGAGCCGCCUCAUACGCUGACCAUUCAAAUGGGAAACACACAAAUUGAGGAACACCUAUGUUCAUGCACAGCAGGGUAAGUGAAAUUUGAAAAUAAUCUAAUAAUUAUAAAUCAAACAUCUUAUCCGUAAGUCUUGUGGAUUAAACACAAGACAUUACCCUGACCACUUUGCAAUGAUAAUGCGAUUAACAAAAUGCUGAAAUAUAUUUUAAAGUAUGUCAGUAAGCCUCCGUCUUGCCUUUAAUCAUCUUAUUUUACGUUCAAAUAUAUGCAUUAUGAACAAAGAACCGUCAUUAUUUCCAAGCAAUGCUGUGCUGAGUUAGCUAUCAUUAGCGUGCAAGAGCCUUGGAGCAAACGUAGGUGUUUUUGCUAAUCCUGUCAACAUUUAGCUAGUUGUGAAUGGGGCCUCCCACACUGCUUGAUCCACGCCCGGCAUUUCUCCCCUUGGGUUUUAGUUUUGGGAAGGGAAAACAUUCUACCACCCUGUCCAAACUUUUCGGAUACCGGGUAUCGGAUUUGCACAAUCCAUACCACAACGCUUCAGCAUGUUUCCCUCGCUCGAAAGCUUGACAGACCUCCCGCGCCUAGUUACGGUUACUAAGCCACGAUUGGCGUGUGGCGGUUUUCGGGCGCGGGUUAGCUAAGGGUCAAUUAUGCAAAACAGGAUCCUGGAAAUCUAAUGAGAUUGUAUGUUUUGAUUUCUACGUGUUAAUAAUACAAAUCUAAUAAUCUCUUCUCAGUCAAGAUAUUCAGGAUGUUGAAUUCCUCCUCUGUAGACUCAUAAAAUGGUAAAUCUCUCUCUCUUUUUGUUCCAGUCUCAGAAAUGUACAAUUAAAUAAUUUGCAUUACCCCAGUACAAUUAUUAAAAGCAUAUAAAUACUCUAUUGUGUCUGCAAAGAAGAGCAUGUAAUGCAUUCAUGAUUGAAGUUGUGGUUUUUAAUGUUAAUGUCAGAGAAGCAGGGCCGAUGGUCCCACCCUGACAUUGUGACACACUUGUACCGGACAGAAAUAAAGUGUGUUUUAGUUUGCUGUUCCUUA
This is a messenger RNA of Sander lucioperca (pikeperch), 4394 nucleotides long. RefSeq names its product LYL1 basic helix-loop-helix family member (gene lyl1). Bases 1312 to 2727 code for a protein of 471 amino acids. Gene Ontology annotation, molecular function: protein dimerization activity; RNA polymerase II cis-regulatory region sequence-specific DNA binding; DNA-binding transcription factor activity, RNA polymerase II-specific. Gene Ontology annotation, biological process: regulation of transcription by RNA polymerase II. The record is from RefSeq and is a predicted model, not a curated record. The transcript is spliced from 5 exons. NCBI's taxonomy places the organism in Eukaryota, Metazoa, Chordata, Actinopteri, Perciformes, Percidae.